Messenger RNA from Vicia faba (fava bean), 807 nucleotides. The record is from the annotation of a GenBank genome assembly. Lineage: Eukaryota; Viridiplantae; Streptophyta; Magnoliopsida; Fabales; Fabaceae.
AUGGGUGUCGCUGUUAAGCCAAGACAAGAAAGUUUCACAGUUGCCAUCUUUUUGACCCUCUCUCUCAACUUUGAAACUUGGACCAAAAUAUUCCAAACUCUCUUGCAUUCAUCAUCUUCCUUUCUACAUUGUCUCCAAAUCAAAAACCAGAGAUUCUUCACUCCCUUGGUGUGUAGUCUUGAAGAUGAAACUUCUCUGUCUGAAGUGAGUUUGUUAGUAUUUCAUUUCACAUUCAUAUUUCAUCUCAUAAAAGUCACACCCUUUUGUCCAGAAAAGACAGUAAUGGCUCAACAGGAAGAAGGGUGGCCAUUGGGAUUGAGACUAUUGAAUUCUAGAAUUGGGAUGGUGAGGAAUGGUGAUUUUUCUGGAUCAGAUUCAUUUAGCACCGUGCUUUCAGCUGAUUCUCCCACACCUUCAACUUAUUCUUCAUCAGAUCUUGACACUCAGUCCACAGGAUCAUUCUUCCAUGACAAGAGCAUUACACUAGGCAGCCUCAUUCGAAUCUCGAGCUUCCUAGAACUCUCAAGAAGAUCAAGCAGAAGAAGAGUGAUGGAAAAUUCAGAGGAGAACAAGAAGAAUCACAAACAGAAGCCUUGGUUGUUUUCGCUUUGUUCAAAACUAUGUACUGAUGCAGUGAUUGGUAAUGAUGUUCACUCUCUUGGUCAUUACCUUGAAGCCGAGAGAAAAGCUGCAACUUCUUACAGAAGGAAUCAAUGUCCUACAUAUUAUAACAUACCGAAUAGUUUUUCGCCUAUUCAAGACUCGAACUCAUUCAUUAUUGGAAGCCAAGUCCAUCACCAGGGUUGA